AUGGAGUGCGCUGUGGCUCGGGAGGAAGCAGGCUGCGUGGUCCACUGGCUGCCGUCGAUGGACUCUCGGCCUGGUGAGGCGUGGGGGGCCAGCGAGCUGCGGGCGGAGGGCAUCGCGGAGGGCCUGGCGCUCGAGAUGCCGCUGGGCGCUCCCACGGGCCCCGACGGCCAGCCUGACGUGGCGCAGGAGCUCACCCUGGGUGCGGACCCACGUGCGGUCAAUGCUCACAGCGCCGCUGUGGAUGAGUCUGCACGAGAUGAGGCUCGCGCGGGAGCCGCGGCAACCGGAUGCGAAGUUGCUGAGGUACGUGAUGGCGCCGAUCCUCGUGGGUGCUGCGGGGUCGAUCAUCUUCACGAUGACGUUGAGGAACAGCAGCCGCUCGUCAGGCCGCCAAGGAUCGUGCUGGAUCCGCUGUGGCGUCGUCGGUAG
Prorocentrum cordatum is the source of this 429-nucleotide messenger RNA. The record is from the annotation of a GenBank genome assembly. Lineage: Eukaryota; Dinophyceae; Prorocentrales; Prorocentraceae.